Saprolegnia diclina VS20 is the source of this 1158-nucleotide messenger RNA. Its product is annotated as glycine cleavage system T protein. The transcript has 7 exons. Gene Ontology annotation, biological process: glycine catabolic process. Lineage: Eukaryota; Oomycota; Saprolegniomycetes; Saprolegniales; Saprolegniaceae. The record is from RefSeq and is a predicted model, not a curated record. Gene Ontology annotation, molecular function: protein binding; aminomethyltransferase activity. The coding region runs from base 1 to 1158 and encodes 385 amino acids. Gene Ontology annotation, cellular component: mitochondrion.
AUGCUUGGCCACGUCCCUCGCCGCGCCUUCUCCAGCCUCAAGAAGACGGCGCUCUUCGACCUCCACAAGGAGCUCGGCGGCAAGAUGGUCGACUUUGCCGGCUACUCGAUGCCUGUGCAGUACACGGCCGGCAUUCUCAAGAGCCACACGCACACGCGCACGCCGGGUUGCGCGUCGCUCUUUGAUGUCUCGCACAUGGGCCAGCUCCGCAUGACGGGCAAGGACCGCUUCCGGUUCCUCGAGAGUAUCGUGGUCGGCGACAUUGCGUCGCUGACGACGGGCGAGGCCAAGCUCAGCUUAAUCACGAACGAGAAGGGCGGGAUCAUCGACGACUGCGUCAUUACGUCGUACGACGACCACCUCUACGUGGUCGUGAACGCCGGCAACCAGGACAUCGAUUGGGCGCACAUGCAGGCGCACCUCGCCAAGUUUGACGGCGACGUCCAGCUCGAGCGCAUUGCCGACCGGUCGCUCGUCGCCCUCCAAGGCCCGGGCGCGGCUGAGAUCAUGGCGGGACUUGUUCCAGCCUCGGUCAACCUUGCCGACAUGAACUUCAUGACGGGCACGUUCACGCGUGUGCUCAACAACGACGUGAUCCUCACGCGCUGCGGCUACACGGGCGAAGACGGCUUCGAGGUGUCGGUGCCGAGCAGCUCGGUGGCCGACUUUACGCGCAAGCUCCUCGCGGACGAACGCGUCCUUGAAGCGGGCUUGGGUGCGCGUGACAGCCUGCGCCUUGAGGCCGGUCUCUGCCUCCACGGCCACGACAUUUCGCCCGAGACGACGCCGAUCGAGGGCGCGCUGGCGUGGACGAUGAGCAAGCGCCGCCGCGAAGAAGGCGGCUUCCCGGGUGCCGACGUCAUCUUGGACCAGCUCAACAACAAGACGUGGACCAAGAAGCGCAUUGGCUUUACGGUCGACGGUGCGCCGGCCCGCGAAGGCACGGAGAUCUACAAUGUCGCUGGCGACCGCAUCGGCGAGGUCACGAGCGGCACGUUCAGCCCGUCGCUCAAGCAGGCGCUGGGCAUGGGCUACGUCAAGAAGGGCAACCUCAAGAUUGGCACGGAGCUCCACUUCAAGGUCCGCAACAAGAUGCAAAAAGGUGUCGUCGCCAAGAUGCCGUUUGUGCCUGCCGGCUACUACAAGAAGGACGAGUAG